AUGCCUGGUCGAGGAAGCAAAAGCUCGUUGUCAAGUUCUUGGGGCCGGCUGAAGCCAGUAGAGCAAGAUCCUCUGCAGAGCAUGGGGUUGCCAUCAAAAGGAGAUACUCGAUUGCUUGACUAUAAAACACAAGAGAAUUUCUACACCAAUAUUGUGGACAAAUACAUGGCAUUCUGUUCCGAGGCGGGGCAACGGGACGAGCUUCUACGCCGCUUAUCUUCCCUUCAUAUUGAUGCGAUGCCCGCUGCCGAUAGCCGUAUACCAAUCCCUCAAUAUACUAAUAGCAGUGCUGGAGCCUCGCGUUUCAUUCCCACCGACAAUAUGUCAAGCGCCAACGAUCUCUCCGGUAUUCUGGUAGCUCUACGAAAACUCAGAGAAGGCAUUGUCGCUUCAAGCCGUGUCGAUGAGUUUUCGGCACAAGCAUACUUAUUUUGUAUACGCUUGUCUGUUUUGGCGAAACAGCCAGAAUCAUAUCAUGCUGCUAUAUUACACCUUUUGCAUGUAAUUCAUGUUAGACACCCGCUUACAUCAUUGGAAGUUCAAGAGGUGGCUGGAUAUCUUGUGCUGGACACAGCGUGUCGCCGACGACAGCUUGCGGAGGCAAUUGCGAUUCGCCAGCAGUUCAAACUGCAGGAUGAGAAAGUAAAUGCAGUCCUUCAGGCUAUCAUACAUGACAAUUACGUCCUUUUUAGGCGAAUCCAAAAAAAUGUGGACGGCCAUAAAGCUCGGUUGAUGGAGUGGGCAGAAAGGGAUGUAAGAAUACAUACUCUCAAGUGUCUCGGGCGAACAUACCUUUCUGUGGACUUCAAGUUUCUAGAGGAUAUCACAGCGUCUAAAUGGGAAGAUUUGACAAGAAACGAUGGCGUGGGGUGGGAGCUGGACAAAGAAAGAGUCAUCAUUCGAAAAUUCAAGACUCGGUGA
Molecule: messenger RNA, 921 nt
Organism: Metarhizium brunneum ARSEF 3297
Lineage: Eukaryota; Fungi; Ascomycota; Sordariomycetes; Hypocreales; Clavicipitaceae
Source: RefSeq, a predicted model, not a curated record